GUCUGAAUGCAGUAACUGUGAGGUUGGAGAGCAGUGUGGUGUGAUAAUGCAUGGCAACGCCGUCACUUUCUGUGAGCCAUAUGGUCCCAGAGAACUGACCACCACUGGCCUUAACACAACUACUGCAUCUGUCCUCCAGUUUUCCCUUGGAUCGGGCUCGUGUCGCUUCAGUUACUCAGAUCCCAGCAUCACCGUAUCCUACAGUAAGAACAGUUCUGCAGAUUGGACUCAGCUGGAGAAAAUUAGCGCCCCUUCCAACAUCAGCACGAUCAUCCACAUCUUGUACCUUCCUGAAGAUGCUAAAGGGGAGAACAUUCAUUUUCAAUGGAAACAGGAUUAUGUUCAUGCCGGGGAUGUGUAUGAAGCCUGUUGGGCAUUGGACAACAUCCUGAUCAUAAAUGCUGCCCACAGAAAAGUUGUGUUAGAAGACAAUCUUGAUCCUGUGGAUACUGGAAACUGGCUUUUCUUUCCUGGGGCCACAGUUAAG
Merops nubicus (carmine bee-eater) is the source of this 487-nucleotide messenger RNA. RefSeq names its product reelin-like. The record is from RefSeq and is a predicted model, not a curated record. Gene Ontology annotation, molecular function: lipoprotein particle receptor binding. The annotation marks the transcript as partial. NCBI's taxonomy places the organism in Eukaryota, Metazoa, Chordata, Aves, Coraciiformes, Meropidae. The transcript is spliced from 4 exons. Gene Ontology annotation, biological process: neuron migration; central nervous system development.